Anoplopoma fimbria (sablefish) is the source of this 1893-nucleotide messenger RNA. RefSeq names its product phenylalanine hydroxylase (gene pah). The record is from RefSeq and is a predicted model, not a curated record. Lineage: Eukaryota; Metazoa; Chordata; Actinopteri; Perciformes; Anoplopomatidae. Gene Ontology annotation, molecular function: phenylalanine 4-monooxygenase activity; iron ion binding. Bases 70 to 1455 code for a protein of 461 amino acids. Gene Ontology annotation, biological process: L-phenylalanine catabolic process; L-tyrosine biosynthetic process. The transcript is spliced from 13 exons.
CACACACAGAAAAUUGAUCCCAGCUCCACUGCAGCGCACACAGAGGUUGUUCACCUGAAGAGCAAGAGGAUGGAAGCAGCAUACAAGAGAGUGAAUGGAAACCACGGGCCAGAGGGAGAGACAGAGGAGCCAGAGACAGGGCGGAGGAGAAGGGGCUCCAUGUACCUGGAGGAGGAGACCAGCAAGAAGUCUGAAGUGAUCUCCUGCAUCUUCUCCCUGAAGGAGGAGGUGGGAGCUUUAGCCAGGGGCCUUCGACUCUUUGAGGAGAAGGGCAUCAACCUGACGCACAUCGAGUCCCGUCCGUCGCGGAUGAACAAAGACCAGUCCGAGUUCUUCAUCAGCGUGGACGCCAGCUGCUCCCAGGUCCUGGAUGAGGUCAUCGACGGCCUGCGAACACAAAUCAGCGGCCACGUGUACGAGCUGACACGCAACAAACAGAAGGACACAGUGCCGUGGUUCCCUAAUGACAUCCAGGACUUGGACCGCUUUGCCAACCAGAUCCUCAGUUAUGGCUCCGAGCUGGACUCUGAUCACCCGGGCUUCACAGAUUCAGUGUACAGAGCCCGCAGGAAGGAGUUUGCUGACAUCGCCUACAACUACAGACAUGGCCAAAUCAUCCCUCGGGUGGAGUACACAGAGGCAGAAAAGGACACAUGGGGGACGGUGUUCAAGGAGCUGAAGACCCUGUACCCGACUCACGCCUGCCGCGAACACAACCGGGUCUUCCCCCUGCUGGAGAAAUACUGCGGCUACAGGCCGGACAACAUCCCGCAGCUGGAGGACGUGUCCCGCUUCCUGCAGUCGUGCACAGGCUUCCGGCUUCGCCCGGUGGCCGGCCUGCUCUCGUCCCGGGACUUCCUGGCCGGACUCGCCUUCCGGGUCUUUCAUUCCACGCAGUACAUUCGCCACGGCUCCAAGCCCACAUACACACCUGAGCCGGAUGUCUGCCACGAGCUCCUGGGACACGUUCCUCUGUUCGCUGACUCCAGUUUCGCCCAAUUCUCUCAGGAAAUCGGUCUUGCCUCCCUCGGUGCCCCUGAUGAGUUCAUUGAGAAACUUGCUACUGUGUACUGGUUCACCGUGGAGUUCGGCCUGUGUAAGCAGGGCUCGGAGAUGAAAGCUUUUGGAGCCGGCUUGCUUUCAUCGUUCGGAGAGCUGCAGUAUUGCUUGUCAGACGAGCCCAAGAUCCUGCCCUUUGACCCCGCCAAGACCAGCCUCCAGAAAUACCCGAUCACAGAGUACCAGCCGGUCUACUUUGUGGCUGAGAGCUUUGAGGACGCCAAAGAGAAAGUGAGGAAAUUUGCAGCCACCAUCCCGCGGCCCUUCUCGGUGCGCUACAACCCCUACACCCAGAGCAUCGAGGUGCUGGACAACGCUCAGCAGCUCAGGAACCUGGCUGACAGCAUCAAGGGUGAAAUGGCGAAACUGUGCGAAGCCCUGCGGAAACUGGAUUAACUGCACAUGUAAUCUGAGCCGAAGCUCCCUGAGAAUCUCUUCACUUAUUCAAUGAAAUGAUCGUUUCUCAUGGGGCUGUUUGGGGUUCUGCUUGACACACUUGCAAUUUAGCUUUCUUUGUAUUAAAACAAAUAAAUAAUGGCAAUAUUACUGUAAUCCAAGUAGUGUUCUAGUUAAGUGAAUACAGUGUAGCCUGUAGGAUAAUCAUGAAUGGGUUUGUGAUAGGUGAUAGACUUUUAUUUCAGAUUAAGUGUUAUUAAGGGGCAUAUUUUUCAAAAUAAAAGGUUUUUUCAAUAUAUUUUUAGUGACUUUGAUAAUUAUAAAACCCAUUAUGUAAACAUCAAGUUUUAUAUCUAAUAUGAUGUAAAAACAUUUUUUGUAUACCCAUGAAAUGUGUUGAUGAACCAAAUAAACAUUUAUCUUCUCUCUCUCUCUCUA